Molecule: messenger RNA, 1493 nt
Organism: Equus quagga
Lineage: Eukaryota; Metazoa; Chordata; Mammalia; Perissodactyla; Equidae
Gene: PSMC3
Product: proteasome 26S subunit, ATPase 3
Exons: 13
Coding region: 146-1417 (423 amino acids)
Biological process (GO): proteasome-mediated ubiquitin-dependent protein catabolic process
Cellular component (GO): proteasome regulatory particle, base subcomplex
Molecular function (GO): ATP binding; proteasome-activating activity; ATP hydrolysis activity
Source: RefSeq, a predicted model, not a curated record
GGCCCGAGCUUCGUCUUUUAACUCGGAGAAGCAGAUUCGCUGUGGCAAGGCGGCAGCAGCUAAUUCGGUCAGGAGUCAGGAUUUGGAGAAAGAGGAAAUGAAUCUGCUGCGGACACUGUAGAGUCCAGUGACUCGGCAGGAGAAGAUGGCGACCGUGUGGGAUGAAGCUGAGCAAGAUGGCAUCGGGGAGGAGGUGCUCAAGAUGUCCACGGAAGAGAUCAUCCAGCGCACGCGGCUGCUGGACAGUGAGAUCAAGAUCAUGAAGAGUGAAGUGUUGCGAGUCACCCACGAACUCCAGGCCAUGAAGGACAAGAUCAAAGAGAACAGUGAGAAAAUCAAAGUGAACAAGACCCUGCCGUACCUUGUCUCCAACGUCAUCGAGCUUCUGGAUGUUGAUCCCAAUGACCAAGAGGAAGAUGGUGCCAACAUUGACCUGGACUCCCAAAGGAAGGGCAAGUGUGCAGUGAUCAAAACCUCCACACGACAGACCUACUUCCUGCCUGUGAUUGGGUUGGUGGAUGCUGAAAAGCUGAAGCCGGGAGACUUGGUGGGUGUGAAUAAAGACUCUUAUCUGAUCCUGGAGACCCUGCCCACAGAAUACGACUCGCGGGUGAAGGCCAUGGAGGUGGACGAGAGGCCCACAGAGCAAUACAGUGACAUCGGGGGCCUGGACAAGCAGAUUCAGGAGCUGGUGGAGGCCAUUGUCUUGCCAAUGAACCACAAGGAGAAGUUUGAGAAUUUGGGGAUCCAGCCUCCAAAGGGGGUGCUGAUGUACGGGCCCCCGGGGACAGGGAAGACGCUGCUGGCUCGGGCCUGUGCUGCACAGACCAAGGCCACCUUCCUGAAGCUGGCUGGCCCCCAGCUGGUGCAGAUGUUCAUCGGCGAUGGUGCCAAGCUGGUCCGGGAUGCCUUUGCCCUGGCCAAGGAGAAAGCUCCGUCCAUCAUCUUCAUCGAUGAGCUGGAUGCCAUUGGCACCAAGCGCUUUGACAGUGAGAAGGCUGGGGACCGGGAGGUGCAGAGGACGAUGCUGGAGCUUCUGAACCAGCUGGAUGGGUUCCAGCCCAACACCCAAGUAAAGGUAAUUGCAGCCACUAACAGAGUGGAUAUCCUGGACCCCGCCCUGCUCCGCUCAGGCCGCCUGGACCGCAAGAUUGAGUUCCCGAUGCCCAACGAGGAGGCCCGGGCCAGAAUCAUGCAGAUCCACUCGCGGAAGAUGAACGUCAGUCCUGAUGUGAACUAUGAGGAGCUGGCCCGCUGCACGGAUGACUUCAACGGGGCCCAGUGCAAGGCCGUGUGUGUGGAGGCGGGCAUGAUCGCGCUGCGCAGGGGCGCCACGGAGCUCACCCACGAGGACUACAUGGAGGGCAUCCUGGAGGUGCAGGCCAAGAAGAAGGCCAACCUGCAGUACUACGCCUAGGGGCUCACCGGCCCAGCCUGCCCCCGGACUCUGGCUGGUGAAAACUCGUAAUAAAGAUGGUUUCAGGUCCCUGGUA